Molecule: messenger RNA, 1567 nt
Organism: Spinacia oleracea (spinach)
Lineage: Eukaryota; Viridiplantae; Streptophyta; Magnoliopsida; Caryophyllales; Amaranthaceae
Product: protein trichome birefringence-like 4
Exons: 5
Coding region: 1-1233 (410 amino acids)
Cellular component (GO): Golgi apparatus
Molecular function (GO): O-acetyltransferase activity
Source: RefSeq, a predicted model, not a curated record
AUGUUAACAUUACAAAACAUUUCAAUCUCUAAACAUCUCUCAUCAACAAGAACAACCACAUUAAUCUUAACAUGUUUUGUCUUAAUUUCAUCUCUUCUAAUCUUAAUUAAUUACCCAUCAACAACCAACACAUUAUUAUCAACAUUAAGUUUCCAACUUUUCUCCUUCUCAAACACUACCAACUCUUUUGCUAAUAAUAAUAGUAAUGUUGAUCCACCUUCAAAUAAGAAACAUUGUGACAUCUUUGAUGGAAGAUGGGUUUACGACGACUCGUACCCGGUUUACGACCCGUCGUCUUGCCCGUAUGUCGAACCCGGAUUCAGUUGCUUCAACAAUGGCCGCCAUGAUCUUGGUUAUUUGAAGUAUAGGUGGCAACCUUAUGGGUGUGACAUUCCAAGGUUUGAUGCAAAGAAGAUGAUGGAGAUGUUAAGAGGGAAGAGAUUAGUGUUUGUGGGAGAUUCACUAAGCAGGAAUAUGUGCCAAUCUUUGAUAUGUCAUUUGAUGGCAUUUAAAGGGCAAACCUAUAGAUCUGGCUUAUUUUAUAACUAUUAUUUCAAGGAUUAUAAUUGCAGCAUAUCACUAAUCACAGCACCCUUCCUAGUCCAACAACAUAAACUCCCAAAUAAGAAAGAAACGUUGAGACUGGACACUAUGGAAGCUACAAUCUCAAAGUACCGUGACGCCGAUUUUCUCAUCUUCAAUACUGGUCAUUGGUGGAAUCCUAACAAGUCUAAAAACGGAGAGAAUUUUUUCCAGGAGGGUGAUGUUAUACAAAGCAACAUGACCGUGGGAGUAGCAUACACCAAAGCAUUAAAAACUUGGGCAAAAUGGGUUGACACAAAUGUUAACACUACCAAAACCAAAGUCUUUUUCAGAGGCUAUGCUAAUACUCAUUUCAGGGGAGGAGAUUGGGAUACAAAAGGGACUUGUCAUAACGAAAUCACACCAAUAACAGACGAGAAGUUAUUAAAGCCAUAUUCAUGGUUAAUGCAAACUCUUGAAACAGUAAUUUCAGAGAUGAAAACACCAGUAAUUUAUCUCAAUAUUACCAAAUCAACUGCUUAUAGAAAAGAUGGUCAUCCUUCUAUAUAUCGAUAUCCUGGUAGCAAGUUGAGGCUAGGAGUGAUACAAGAUUGUAGCCAUUGGUGUCUUCCUGGAGUUCCAGACUCUUGGAACCAACUUUUGUAUGCCUCUUUGUUAUUCUCCUCAAAAGGGUUCAACAUGACAACUUAGGACCCGUUCGGUAUCACUGCCAGUUUUCAGUUUUUGAUUUUUUGGUCAUAUAAGUCAUAUGAUUUAGGUUGAAUUAUGAACUAAAAAAUAAUCGUCCCUAUAGUAAUCAUGUUAAUUUUGAAAACUGACAACAAGAACGGAAAACUACUUUUUGUGGUUUUCAUAAUUUGGUUUUUAAUUUUGUAAAAAACAGAAAAUUGGAAACAAAAAACGAUACCGAACGAGCCCUAGUUACUAGUUUUUUUUGUACCAUUUUUUAAGCUUGUUUUUCUUUGGUCUUUUGUAUCGGUACAUUUUAAAACACAAUACAAUUCAGAAAUGCGAGGAGAGUCUC